CUCUCUUCAAUUCAUAUCCAAACUCCCAAUAAUAACAAUGGCAUUCUUGUUUUUGCCAGAGCAACUCAUCUCCACGCUUGUGUUACUUCUAGUUCUAGCUUUGUACGUCAAGUGUAGUAGAUCGAAGAAUCCACUGUACAUCAACUGGCCAAUAAUCGGCAUUCUCCCUUCACUCGUCCUCAACUUCUACAGAUUCCACGACUAUGUCAACCACCUCCUAUCAUUCUCAGGGCACAGCUUCAAGGUGCCCAUAGCCAGCAUGGGCUCCUUCGUAACAUGUGACCCAGCCAAUGUGCAGCACAUCUUCACCUCAAACCAUGCAAACUAUCCCAAGGGUGAGGGCUUUGCCGACAUCUUCAACGUAACAAGUGGCUCCCUGUUCACUGCUGACGGCGAAUCCUGCCGCCGGCAACGUGCAAGGUACCAGAGUGCUUUGAGCAGCCCGGGGUUUGUUGCCUUCACGACCAAGUGCUGCCACGACAAGGUGGAGAAAGGCCUCCUACCCUUCUUCACAAGGGCGGCGAGGAACCGGACUCUCCUUGACAUUAAUGAUCUUAUAGGGAGGCUUGUUUUCGACUUGUAUGCCACGUCCGUCUUUGACGUGGACCCUGGUCUCCUGUCCUUUGACAUGCCGCCAGUGCAACUCGCGGAUGCAAUGGACACGGUCAUGGAGGUGGGCUUCUUCCAGAUCAUCGUUCCGGCAUUUUGCUGGAAAGUGAUGAGGUCCCUUAACAUAGGUCCCGAGAGGAAGCUCGCCGCUGCGCAAGCGGUGCUUCGCGGCUUCACCAUGGAAAUGAUUGAGACUAGGAGGAAGAUUGGCACCCAUAUUGGUCCUGAAGAACAAGCACCGGCUUCAUCCAGCAUGGACAUUCUUUCAAACUUUAUUGAUGACCUGGAAUACAACACCGAUGAUUUGCUCCAGGCAACACUCAUCACCCACAUGAUUGCCGGGAGGGACACGAUCAGCACAACCUUGCCAUGGGUCUUCUACAACCUUGCCAAGAACCCGCAUGUGGUGUCAAGGAUACGCAACGAACUAGCACCCCUUGUUUCACGCAAAGAAACUUUUAUUGCUAGCACUACAAUGACAUUUGAGCCAGAGGAGGUCAAAGCUCUGGUCUAUCUCCAAGCCACCUUGAUGGAGUCACUAAGGUUGUACCCGCCAAUCCCUAUUGAGCGCAAGGCGGUGGCCGCGAGCGAUGUGAUGCCGAGUGGCCAUGAGGUGUGUGCCCAAGAUAUCAUCAUCGUUUCCCUCUACUCCAUGGGUAGAAUGGAGGAUCUAUGGGGGGCUGACUGCAAAGAAUACAAGCCGGAGAGGUGGCUCUCAAAGGAUGGAGUGAUGCUUCGACAUGUGCCGUCUCACAAGUUCUUGGCAUUCAACUCGGGGCCAAGGUUGUGCCUUGGCAAGGACAUCGCUAUUACACAGAUGAAGACCGUUGUCGCUUCAGUCAUGUGGAGCUUUGACAUGGAGGUGUUUGGUGAUCAAGGCAUCGAGCCGAAGCUAUCUUGUCUUCUGCAAAUGAAGAAUGGGCUCAAACUGAAAGUACAGAAGCGAGAAAUGUAAUAUCUUGGGAUUCAUGAGAAUCUAUCAGGAUGAGAGAUUUAGAAAAUGAUUUUGGAUGAAUUGAGGCAUCCGUUCCACCGUCUUUUCACAACUAUAGUAGGGAGAGAGAGCAUUUGCCAACAACUAAGAUAUAGGAAACAUAAUAUAAGUUUCUUUUGAGCAA
Brachypodium distachyon (stiff brome) is the source of this 1727-nucleotide messenger RNA. Its product is annotated as noroxomaritidine synthase. NCBI's taxonomy places the organism in Eukaryota, Viridiplantae, Streptophyta, Magnoliopsida, Poales, Poaceae. The record is from RefSeq and is a predicted model, not a curated record. Bases 38 to 1564 code for a protein of 508 amino acids. The transcript has a single exon. Gene Ontology annotation, molecular function: iron ion binding; monooxygenase activity; heme binding.